AUGAGUUCUUUAUUCGGAGGUGGUGGCCUUGGUGCCACAACUACUCCACAGACCACAAGCGCAUUUGGAAAUACAACAUCAGCUACUACCCAGCCGGCGCAAACUUCAUCCUUGUUCGGCCAGCCAGCAGCCCAGCAAUCAAAUUCGUUUACUAGUACUCCUCAGACCUCGUCCUUGUUUGGCCAACCAGCAGCUCAGCAACAGCAGCAGCCCCUCCAGUCUUCGCUUCUAGGCCAACCCCAGCCACAGGCAAAGCCUCUCCAAGCUCAAGACCCAAUGUCGACCCAGUCAACCAAGCCUGCCUUCUUCAACAGUCUUCUGGAGCGUGGCAAGAAGCGCCCACUGGCAGCCACCGUCCAGAAUGGUAACUUUGAAGAUGUUCCCAGUCUGCACCUGGGUCUGGAUGAUAUUCGGAGAAAGGCUCGAGAGCUUGGAGGAGCCAAAGACUCCCCCCCAGAAUGGCACGACCAGCAAAGCGUAAGCCUUCCACCAAAACCUCCUCACCAUUACCUUCUUGCAUCAUCUGGAAUUUCGCCUGGCCGGACACUUCGAGACCUUCGUGCACUUGACCCGCAGGCGUCUCUGGCUACAGUGAGAGAAACAGACACCUUUGACCCGGACAACCAGCGAUUCCUGAGAACCAUUCAACAGCGUGGCCGACAGGUGAUGAUCGAGGAAAGCCUAUUGCGGGCACAAAAGGAUUUCGAUGCGUUCUUGGAGGAUAAAGUAGAAAUGGAUUGGGAAGAGCAGCGCCAGGCUAUUUUCAACCAUUUCGGCCUUUCGCAAAAAGACAACAAUGGCGGAAGCAUGAAGGCUACAGUACGGGGUGGUGCUUUUGGCCGUUCAGCGAGACAGUCGAAGCAAGCUGGCGGCGCUGCAGCAUCUCGCCGAAGUGUCUUUGGUCGUUCAGGUCUCGAUAAAUCCGUCAUUGGGACUCCUGGCAACGGUCUUAAAAGCCGCCAACUGUUUGAGGAUCCAACUGAGCGCAAUGAAGGACUUACUACAUCGCCCGACCUCCGGUUCCUGCGAGAGAAGAUGGGACACUAUGCCGAGAAAGUUCAACAGCUAAACAUGGCUCGACUCCACGAACAAACAUAUCCUGUUCUCCAUCAGUUCUCUGAUGUUGAACUGCACACUGGAGGAGAUGCUCCACGCCAAUUGUUCGAUGCUUAUCAAGCAUUGAUCAAGAUUGUCCACGAGAAUCCAAACAUCACCGGCGCAUCCGAUCCCGAUGCAGUAAAAGAACGCCAGUUCUCAGAAGACUAUUUGGACGAAUCUAACAAGUCCCGCAGAGCCAUCAAUCUCAAGAAGCAAAUUAUUGAAGGCUCUAGACAAUAUCUUGAACAAACGUUCUAUAAUGAAGUGGAACAUCUCAUCACCAAAAACCCUCGUGAGGCUCAGCUGGGUGGUAUACCCACCGUAACCAACAAAAUCCGGGCCUACAUCCGUCUGCGUGCUGCCAGGAAGGAUCUGGCACCGGAUGGAGUUGAAUUGCAGCGUGUGAAAGAUACUGAUGAAUACUGCUGGGCUCUGAUCUUUUACCUUUUGCGAUGCGGUUUCGUCACGGAGGCUGCUGAAUACGUCAGCCAGGAUUCUGGCUUCAGAACAAUGGAUCACAAGUUUGUGACAUACAUGACAACCUACGCCCAAAACCGACGCCUGCCACGAGACAUGCAGCAAAGGAUUAACGGAGAGUUCCAGCAGCGCGCGUGGAAUAACCCUGACAGUGUGGACCCUUACAGGAUGGCAUGCUACAAGAUUAUUGGACGUUGCGAUCUUUCCCAGCGCCGUCUGCAGGGCGUGAGCCAGAGCGUUGAAGACUGGAUGUGGCUGCAGUUCAGUCUCGCCAGGGAAGAUGAUCGUGUCGAGGAAGUCGCAGGUGAUGUUUUCGGCCUGGAGGAUAUCCAAACUGACAUUACCGAGAUUGGCCAGCAAUUAUUCGCCAAGGGUCAAGAUGCUCCUGGCGGCUAUGGAACCUUUUUCAUCCUCCAAGUUCUGGGUGGCAUGUUUGAACAGGCCGUCGCUUACCUGGCUACCUACGCACCUGUCACUGCCGUUCAUUUCGCCAUUUCUCUGGCUUACUACGGUCUUUUGCGAGUUUCUGACUUUUACGCUUCCGGAGAAGAGAUUUUAUCUUUCACUGUCAAGCAAUAUCCUCAAAUCAACUUUGGAUAUCUCAUUACUCAGUACACCCGAGAAUUCCGUACCGGACAUGUGGAAGCGGCCGUUGAUUACUUCACAUUGAUUUGUCUUAAUGCAGACCUACCGGGCGCCCUGGGUAAAUCCCAGGCAUCGGUUUGUCAUGAGGCCCUGCGCGAGUUUAUUCUUGAGACUCGUGAUUUCGCCAAGUUACUGGGUGAUAUCCGCGCUGAUGGAACGAGAAUUAAGGGUAUUAUUGAGCAGCGGCUUGAUUUGAUCUUCUUGGCGGAUCAGCAGGAUUUCUUGAAGAACAUCACUGUGCAAGCGGCAGGUGUGGCUGAUGACAAGGGCCUGAUCACCGAUGCAGUCCUUCUUUAUCACUUGGCCGAGAAUUACGAUCGUGUGGUUGGCAUCAUUAACCGUGCUCUAUCAGAGUCUAUCGCUGUGGAACUGGGUGGAAUAAUCCCGAAGCUGCAGCCUCUCCGUCCACGGGUCGCGCAAGGUCAAGAAGACCAGAUGAGCGAUCAGUCCGGUGCUGCCGCACCUGGAAGCAGUUUGAGCCUGACCACAGUUGACGACCCUGUUGUUCUAGGCAAGAACAUGAUAUUCCUCUACAACUCUAACCCGAUGUAUUAUGAGAAGAUUCGCCCUAUCAACCGCGAUGCCUGCAGACUUUUGCUUUGCAUGAUGGAAGCCAAGAUUGAAGUGGAGGCUGGCAGGUGGGCCCCAGCACUUGAUGCUAUUGACAAGUUGGCCAUUCUUCCUCUGCAAGCCCAUGGCUCUAUGCCGCAGAUUCGAAGCUCGGCUCAAGCCUUCUCAUCCCUUCCGGAGAUCAUCUCGCGUAAUGUUGGCCCUGUGAUUAUGUGGUCUAUUGCGUGCAUUGAUCAUGAGCGACGCCGCCAGAUUUCAGGUCCGUAUGAGACGGAGAUGCACCAGGGAUUUGCAGAGCGCCUUCUUGGAAUGGCCAAGGAUCUCAUGAUCUUCUCUGGUAUGGUGAAGUACAAGUUGCCGCCCAAGGUUUAUGAGGCAUUGGCUCGUGCAGGAGCCAACAUUGGAGCUUUUUGA
Penicillium malachiteum is the source of this 3204-nucleotide messenger RNA. RefSeq names its product linker nucleoporin NIC96 (gene nic96). NCBI's taxonomy places the organism in Eukaryota, Fungi, Ascomycota, Eurotiomycetes, Eurotiales, Aspergillaceae. Gene Ontology annotation, biological process: poly(A)+ mRNA export from nucleus; protein import into nucleus. The record is from RefSeq and is a predicted model, not a curated record. Gene Ontology annotation, molecular function: structural constituent of nuclear pore. The transcript is spliced from 5 exons. The coding region runs from base 1 to 3204 and encodes 1067 amino acids. Gene Ontology annotation, cellular component: nuclear pore.